Messenger RNA from Lentinula edodes (shiitake mushroom), 1101 nucleotides. Its product is annotated as kinase-like domain-containing protein. Bases 394 to 684 code for a protein of 96 amino acids. Gene Ontology annotation, molecular function: ATP binding; protein kinase activity. The transcript has 2 exons. Gene Ontology annotation, cellular component: spindle microtubule; chromosome passenger complex; spindle pole centrosome. Lineage: Eukaryota; Fungi; Basidiomycota; Agaricomycetes; Agaricales; Omphalotaceae. The record is from RefSeq and is a predicted model, not a curated record. Gene Ontology annotation, biological process: mitotic spindle organization; protein phosphorylation; regulation of cytokinesis.
AUGCACCCGACCUUGCUCUGGAAUCCAGUGCGCUGAUAUCUCAAAAUUGACUGCGACGAGGUCUUUACAUUGUUUCUUGAUUGGACGACUAUUGGGAAAAGGAAAACAUGGUCGCGUCUAGAUGGUCCGCACAAAAGCCCCGCCUCAAUACAUCCUUGCGCCUAUAACGCUCUAUUAAGCUGAGCUCAUGAGGGAUGGUUGUAAAUGCCAACUACGGCGUGAAAUCGAGAUGCAAAUGCACCUUCGCCACCCUAACGUCCUACGCCUUCAUGGCUAUUUCCGUGACUCCCAACGUGUUUUUCUCAUGCUAGAAUUUGCUGGUCAGGGGGAGCUUUAUUGCCAACUCAUCAAAAAACGUUGUUUUUCUCCCCGUAAAUCCGCAUUGUUUACCAGAUGGCCGAUGCGCUUUCCUAUCUCCAUGGAAAACAAGUCAUUCAUCGCGAUAUCAGACCGGAAAACCUACUUCUCUCACUCAAUGGGAAGCUCAAGAUGGCUGAUUUUGGUUGGAGUGUGCAUGCACUAGGGGACCGCAGGAAAACGCUAUGUGGAACGCCAGACUACUUGCCCCCUGAGAUGGUUCUCAGGAAAGAACAUGGGAAAUGGGUAGAUCAUUGGGCCCUGAGUGUUAAUGUACGAAUUCUUGAACAGAAGUCCGCCGUUCGAGGACAAAAAUCGACAGAGUAGGUGCGUACUAUAUAACUGUGACAUCAAACUAUUUGCAAUUUGUCAGGCUCCAUGCGUAGGAUUGCCCGAGUUGAAUCCAAGUUUCCUGACGGGUUUUCGGCGGAUGCUAAGGAUUUCAUAGGAAAAGUUUGCUAGUCUGUUUGUCAUGAUGGCUUCGGCCGUUCUCACUCUGUUCUCGGCUCCUCCGUUUCGAACCGCACGAACGUCUUCCUCUAGCUAGUAAAGUCAAGAUUCAAUGGGUGGUGAAGAAUUGUGAGGUUGCUGCGAGGGAGUCGAAAUCAUGAUUCGUCUUUAGUUGGAUGUUGGACUUUCACUGGUUUUACGUUCAUUAUGUUUCUAUCCUGGCGGCUAUCUACAUUAAUCUAUAUCCUAUCCUAUCCUAUCCUAGCAUGUACAUAGACAAUGUACUAUAAAUUA